UCAUAAGACUUUUUAAAUCUUACGCUUGCGAAUUCUUUCAGUUUCUUUUGAGGCCGUGUACAAUAGGAAACGAUCGAUCUUUGUUCUUUGGAACAAUUAUCCUCUUUUAACACAACUAGUUAGUGUUGUAAUUGUUUUCGACAUGGACUUUAGGCAUUGAGGCUGGUGGAAGAAUGAUAAUGGUGAAUUUUUAGAUUACGGGAUACGGUUCGUCAACUUUGAAACAGUUCAAUCAGUUUCAGUGCUGAGGACCAGCCGUUACCUCGGACCAACGAAAGAGACAGUGAGUUUUUCGCAGCCUGGAACAUUUUUCAGUAAUGUAUAAGGAAUACCACUUUGUCACAUUUCUUGACGAUUGCAAAUACUGUAAACCUACAGACAUGGGCAAGGUUAUGAUCGACAAAGGAUUAUAAUAUGGGAUAAUUGUGGAUCCAAAGUGCUGCGGAUCGUUCGUUGUAAGGCUAAGGGUAGCAACCAGCAACGUCACUGGACAAUAUGGCCAUCCUGCCCCUGGGAGGAGUAAUGAUAAACUACACAACAUAACAUUGUACCUGAACAGAACCCUCAUGGAAUCUACCGCAGAAGGUUCUUCAAGAACAAGAACCUAAACUGGAAAAUAGACGGUUGUGGAUUUCUAGCCAUAUCUUCCAAUACUACUGCAAAUCUUGCACCAGUCGACUCUGUCUACAGUACCACAGUGGCACUCAACCUCGAGACCAUCGACGGACCCAGACAUUCAAAGGUUUAGCAAUAUUUAUAUAUUUGAUUAUUAGUUGGACUCAAGUGUUCAGACAGUGGCUGUUUAAUUUGUAGUUAAGUAGCCCGGUACAUGUUGCGGCCUUUCAAGGCAGUUUUUCAGCCAUGAACGUGUUACACAAAUCUACAGAACAUUCUUAAGAAGGUUACCUAAGGCGUCACUUGUUUGAAGUCGGACUUCCUGGUUCUACUUAAGAUUGUGAGUAUUACUGAAAAAAGGUUCACUGUAGUAUUGAAUCAACAAAAAAACAACGCUAUUAAAUAUCUUGGAACAUUUUGUUCAAUAUAAUCGAACUGAAAGUCUCGAGAAGGAAACAAAACCACCGAAAUCAACAACGUUGGAGGCAGUCAACCUCCGCUACUUCUUUUCACCGUUUUAAUUUACGCCUGGGCGUUUAUGAGGCAAGAACUUAGCGGGGGAGAUUUGUCCUGUAUUGGUGUUUGUUCAGCGAAUACAAAGAUAAUAUCAGCACAUUUGAGUCUCCUUUCUCAUAUUGCAUCGAGGCUGAAAUCUGAACUGACAAAGUUUAUGCAAUAAUUGAAUCUUAAUGUUUAUUGUGUUGGAGUUGUGCACACUAUCUGGAUAUACAUCUGAUCUUUGAAAGAGUCGACCGACAAAAGGAAAUUGAUUCUUUUAGAGGAAGUAUUGAUGUUGCGUGGUUGAAACACUUCUGAAAUUCUAAUCCUGACUGAUAUAAAGAAUAGUUAAUCAAUUGUGUACAACUGUGUUGGUGACGGGUGCGCCUCGGAUAAUCCUUUAAUACUUCAGGGAUUAAGGAUUGUGGAUGUUGACAGCAUUCGACUUACGAGUGUUGACAUGUCUUAUAUGGAGUGAACACAAUGUCAUUGUUGGACGUUGACGUAUCCCAUCCGGACAUGGAUAUCUUUGACCGCCCCGAGGUUACCGCACCCCUUGACCACAUCACGGGACAGCAGCUGCCCUGAACAGCUACCAGGAUUUAUUCAUUCUUCACGUGUAUCAAGACAGAGGCGUGUGAUUUACAUUAAAUACGGUUGUGACUGUAAAAUCAUGAGUUUGAAUCCCAACCUAGGUCAUCUGUACCACGACAGUAGUAUUGGCGGUACGCUGACGUCGAUCGAUGCUCGGGAGCAACUGCGCAUGCGUGAGAUAAACAAACGAGAGCAGCGGUAUCUUGCUCACCACACGUGCAUCCUGGACCGCGCUAAGGGCAUCUGUGACCGAUCCAGAAGAUGGGAGCAGGAAAAUGUCAAACAACAGAUUAAAAAGAUAAAAGAGAAGACGUUAUCACUUGAAAAGAAUCUCAGACAAGAAGCCAAACGCACCGCCGAUCACCAAAUCAAGUCAUCUGUGACGUCUGCACCCUGCCUGGUCAGCAGGAAAAGCAUAUUUGCCAACAUACCCAGAGAAGUUAAAUCGGCUUCGGACUUAACAGUCUCACCAACCCGACAUGUUGUGAAAACGAACAGUUUCCAGAAGCGCAGUAACCAUGUAGCCCGGGCUCUGCUGAAACUGUACAGUCGGAGUGAUGAGCGGAGGCGCCAGUCCCUGGAACAACCCAACCAGCUGGACCCGGCUCAGCUCGAUGUCCUCCACCGAGCCCGGGUUGUCCUCAAAGGGACCGAAGCGGAGGAUCAGGUGAUGAAGAUGCUGGGCGGUGCCUCCAGAGGACGUCGAUCUCUGCCAACACAUUUGACGUCGAAACAAGAGGACUUCCGGUCCGGCCGGAAAGAACACGGCAGCAGUAGUGGAGAUUCCGAGUUGGACGUUGAUGUCCAUCAGGCGUCAUGGACACGAUUCACGAAGUUACCUGAAAUAUGGAAACAGGCAACUGGGACGAAAUCAGGGCCCGACGUCAACAAACCAAAACUAGUGACCAUCACAGCGAAAUACAGGAAAUCCAGAGUGUGCUAAGGUAUGAUUUCGUGUACCCUGUAAACAUGCAUGGGGUAUCAUCAAUGUUUUACUAUACCUAAACAUUGAGGACACAUGGAACACACGGAUUGUUGACUUCUCUUAUGGUGUUGUUACCAUUUACCAAUUACGGAAUAGGAAGUUGUGGCAGCUGUCAUUUCGUCAUUGAUAAGAUCAUCGGACAGCGUCCUAACUUGACGAAUCGACUAGAAUUGAAAAUUGAUAUUCAUUUUGACGCUACAGUAUACAAGAGGUGAAUCUUAACUAUUCUGGAAUACCCGCUCCCGGACAUGAAUGUCAAGCACGGAUAUAUACGGUCAAACGGCAAUACUCAGUGUCCAAGAUUCGUUUCUGAUUGGGGAAAUCUUCUCAGGGCGAUUUGAUUUAUAUUGAUUGCAAAACUAUUGUUUUCCACAAGUCCUUGGUGCACCGAUGUCUAAGAAUCAAAUGUAUAUCUUCUUCAUCCGCUAGACUGCAUUUUCACACAUUUUCGUAUAUUUUCAUCGUUCUGCGGCGUGCUGGAGGAUUGGCAAUAUGCAAAUGUGUAUUGUACUUAACUUUAAUAAGCAUAUCAAUCCUGACAGACGUCCCACUGACAGCUAUGGAUUAUUUUUACCUUUAAUGUCGAGCAUGGGAUUAAUAUUAAUUGAAAGGAUAUGAAUGUUCUAACCCUAACAUCUGCUGUGUUUUCAAUCUAGGUUUCCAGUAGAUUUGGAGUUUGUAAGGUACGUGCGGUGUAAGGUAUCAAAAGUUACAUGAUUUUCUAUGAAUCUAUGCUAAGGAUUACAUAUUACCCCAAACAAUAAGCCUUGUUUCCUGAUAACAUUUUACGUCUUUAUCGCGAUGGUUUCAUUACAUUUUCAAGCUGGGUGAAGAUAUUAACAGAAUGUACCUCUUUGCGUUGUAUGUUUUACUUAACUUGAUAAUUCCAAAGCUGCAAAGCAAAAGUUUGUUAAAAGUUAAGUCCGCAAUUGACAUGAAAAUUGAAGUACAUAGUACUUAUUAUCAGAUGAUAUUAACAACGUGAAGGCAUAUUCCCUAUUCCCGAAAAUGGUUUGGAGUUAGUGCUUUUUCCAGUCACUGAAUCGCUUACAUAAAUUGGCAAAACAGUCAUGAAAAAUGUCUGAAAGUAUAAAUACAUUCUGCUGGUUCUUGAACCUUAUCCACCGUGGGUUUACAAAACGGAUUGCAAAAUGUUUCCUAUUCACAUUAUAUUAACAGAAUCCAUCCAUGUUUAAUCUGACCAGAAUGAAUAUCAGAUCACAUAUUCACAGUCCUAAUGAAUACUCUGCUCUUUUAAAACCGCACCAUUUACUCAUGUAUUAAACUGAUAAAACAGGA
Molecule: messenger RNA, 3991 nt
Organism: Haliotis rubra (blacklip abalone)
Lineage: Eukaryota; Metazoa; Mollusca; Gastropoda; Lepetellida; Haliotidae
Exons: 1
Coding region: 1787-2650 (287 amino acids)
Source: RefSeq, a predicted model, not a curated record